AUGGCUUCUUCAGUUCCUGGCCCUUAUCCUCUGCCAGAAUCAAGAUACGAUUUGUCGACGUAUUGGGGCAGAGUGCGUCACUGCUCUGAAAUCGCAGACCCUUUUAUGCUUUUAACAACAGAGAAACAACUUCAGGAGGCUCGUAACCUUAUUUCAUCUUAUCGUCGCGGUGAACUGAAAGGCACGAACCCUAAGUUCUGGGAUGCUAAGAAGAAAUUGGACUCGACUGUGCAUCCAGAUACUGGUGAAACCGUUUUAUUACCCUUUCGCAUGUCCUGUUGUGUCUUAUCGAAUCUGGUAGUUACUGCAGGUAUGCUAACACCUGGUUUGGGUACGGCCGGUACGAUCUUCUGGCAAUGGACCAACCAGUCUUUGAACGUUGCAAUCAAUUCGGCCAAUGCCAACAAAUCGCAUCCAAUGUCGACACUUCAACUAGUUGGCAACUAUGCAAUGGCUGUGAGUGCCUCGUGCGGUGUUGCUGUGGGUCUUAACAAAUUAGUGCCUCGUCUACAACAUCUCUCGGCCAAUACUAAGUUGAUCUUGGGCCGCCUAGUCCCAUUUGCCGCUGUUGUGAGCGCAGGUGUCAUCAACGUCUUUUUAAUGAGAGGUGGCGAAAUUCGUAAAGGUAUUGCAGUAUAUGACAAAAAUGGUGAUGAGGUGGGCAAAUCUAAGAAAGCGGCUCUACUGGCUGUUGGUGAAACGGCAUUGAGCAGAGUUAUCAAUGCCACCCCCAUCAUGGUGCUUCCUCCUUUAAUCCUAGUGAGACUUCAAAAGGGUGUUUUGAAGGGCAAAUCACUUGGUAUCCAAACCUUAGCUAAUUUGGGGUUGAUCUUGGGUACAUCUUUGAUCGCGCUUCCAUUUGCAUUAGGAGUUUUCCCUCAAUAUCAAGGAAUUGACGUUCACAAGUUAGAGAAGCAUUUGAUCGAUCAAAAAGAUCAAGAUGAUCAGCCUAUAACGAAGGUCUGGUUCAACAGAGGUAUUUAA
Messenger RNA from Lachancea nothofagi CBS 11611, 984 nucleotides. NCBI's taxonomy places the organism in Eukaryota, Fungi, Ascomycota, Saccharomycetes, Saccharomycetales, Saccharomycetaceae. The record is from the annotation of a GenBank genome assembly.